AUGGAUCUAAAUUUGGACCCCAAUUAUAGUGCCCACGAAUCUAGACUUUCAAAUUCAAAUUCUACAAUUGCAAAAGCUAGAUGGAAAUUACUUUCUUCGAUAUUUUUGGAUAAUUCUUCACAUUCUACACCUCAAAUUUCAAAAAGAUCUCAUCGAGGUUUUGAUCUGUUUCUCAAACAGAAACUUCAAUUAUCAUAUAAUGGUUACGAUGACUAUGAUAAAGUUGAAGGGAGAAACAAGGUGUCUUCUAAUUCUCAAGCAAACGAAGAAUGGGGCAAAUCGGUUUGCGAGAUAGGUGGUGGUAUGAGCUCGCUUUCUGGCCUGAUUCAGGGUGAUUUUCAUGUGGAAUUGUCGGAGAGAUACGAUGAGACGGUUUGGAGUAUUCACGAAAGUAAUUUGAAGAUAAAUUACGAGGGAUACGUUCCGGACACUCAUUACCCUUUGAUUGUGAAAGCCUAUUGGAGAUCUAGAAGUUUUCCUGAUGUAAGGCUUGAUUUUGACAUUUAA
Messenger RNA from Acaulospora colombiana, 507 nucleotides. NCBI's taxonomy places the organism in Eukaryota, Fungi, Glomeromycota, Glomeromycetes, Diversisporales, Acaulosporaceae. The record is from the annotation of a GenBank genome assembly.